Molecule: messenger RNA, 453 nt
Organism: Paramuricea clavata
Lineage: Eukaryota; Metazoa; Cnidaria; Anthozoa; Malacalcyonacea; Plexauridae
Source: the annotation of a GenBank genome assembly
AUGAAGCAGGUUAUAUGCUAAAUACGCCUUGGGAUACUUCCGCCAAACGCUGAUUUACCUUUUAAUUAAUAAACUUUUGUUACAUUUAACUUUGCUCUUUUUUACUUUUAGGUUCGUCUCAAUGUCAAUGACAUGUCAUUAGAUAUAAGUGACUUCAGGUUUGCUACUGGAAGCAUACCAAAUGUGUUUCAUCGCUUUGCAACAGCUGGAGACUGUUUUUCACCUGAUUGUUCCGAAGAUUACAGAAAAGGAAAUUUUAAAGUUGAUAUAAGUGGUACAAAUUUUCUUUUACCCAACAGCAUUCCUUAUUUGUUUUCUAUAUAUCCAGCAUGUGUUCAACGGUUAUACAAGGAAUUGAUGAGCUCUGAUCGUAGACAGUGGUCAGGAUACUGCGGGGGACGUUGUGGAAACUGCUGGCCUGAAGUAUUCCGUCUUCUAGUUGAAGGAUGUUAA